Molecule: messenger RNA, 513 nt
Organism: Rhagoletis zephyria (snowberry fruit fly)
Lineage: Eukaryota; Metazoa; Arthropoda; Insecta; Diptera; Tephritidae
Source: RefSeq, a predicted model, not a curated record
AUGGCCGACCUGUCGUCAGUAGAUUCCAAGACUGCCAGUCUUGCAGCGCAGUCUGAAGAGCUAGAUUCACUUGAUCAAGAGUACCAGCGUCUUGAAGAUGCUCAACGCAACUUUAACCGCUCCAUCAUUGAGAUGCAGAGGCACCAAAACGAGUGCUUCAAGGAGAUUAAGCACCAAAAGUACCGCAUCAAUCAAAUACGAGAGUCACUAAAGCGACAUAAAAAGGAACAUGGAGAAGGCGCCGACACUAGACCAAUUGAAGAGCGAAUUGCCAAUAGGUGGUCGCAAAUAAAGGAGGUAGAGAGUGGUUUGCCCAAACCCAAUGGCCUCUACCUCAAUGUGGUGCUGGGCUCAAUCAAUGUCAAUCACCUGGAUCGCAAGUCACGCCUCGACUACAAGGAGCAGUACGAGCGCUUCAAGCUCUUUGUCACCAGCAUUCUUCUGGUCAUAAGUUUUGUCAACAUUUUUGCCGAAUUUCGGUACGUACCGCUGCCAUGUUUCAACAGCUUUUAA